This is a messenger RNA of Charadrius vociferus (killdeer), 630 nucleotides long. RefSeq names its product F-box protein 46 (gene FBXO46). The record is from RefSeq and is a predicted model, not a curated record. Bases 1 to 630 code for a protein of 209 amino acids. Lineage: Eukaryota; Metazoa; Chordata; Aves; Charadriiformes; Charadriidae. The transcript has 2 exons. Gene Ontology annotation, molecular function: protein binding.
AUGGGUGAAGGAACCAGCGAGGGGACAUCAGCGUCAGCGCGGGAUUGCACCUCUGGCUUCCACGUGGACGUGGUGGUGACAGGGGUGGUGGACCAAUGCGUCUUCUUUGGCAAGGACAGCACCAAGAAGAUGAAGGAGGAGACAGAGCCGUCAGCCAUCCCCGACCCCUCGCUUUGCCGGUUGUACCGUCACGUCUCCCACGACUUUUUGGAGAUCCGCUUCAAGAUCCAGCGGCUGCUGGAGCCCCGGCAGUACAUGCUCCUGCUGCCAGAGCACGUCAUGGUGAAGAUCUUCAGCUACCUGCCCACCCAAGCGCUGGCCGCCCUCAAGUGCUCCUGUCACUACUUCAAGUCCAUCAUCGAGACCUUUGGGGUGCAGGCCACCGAUUCCCGCUGGAACCGCGACCCCCUCUACCGCGACGACCCCUGCAAGCAGUGCAAGAAGCAUUAUGAGAAGGGGGACGUGUCCCUGUGCCGGUGGCACCCCAAGCCCUACCACCACGACCUGCCUUACGGCCGAUCCUACUGGAUGUGCUGCCGGAGACCCGAUAAGGAGGCGCCCGGUUGCAGGGUGGGCUUGCACGAUAACAACUGGGUACACCCGGCCACCCGGCGUGAUGACAGCAGGUGA